Molecule: messenger RNA, 321 nt
Organism: Clonostachys rhizophaga
Lineage: Eukaryota; Fungi; Ascomycota; Sordariomycetes; Hypocreales; Bionectriaceae
Source: the annotation of a GenBank genome assembly
AUGUCUAGCUCACGUAUCAACCGGGUCACCCUGUUCAAGAUCCCAAAUACCGAGGAUCAGCAGAAGCUUCUAGCCAUUUACAAGCAGAUGCCUGCAAAGGCGGUUAAGGAUGGCAAGCCAUACAUUCUCUCGGUCACAGCAGGGACUGCCAAACCAGACCAGCGCGCGCAGGGAUUCACCAUUGCCGUGAUUUCCGUCUUCUCGUCGGUGGACGACAUGGUGUACUACGACAAUGAAUGUGCCGCGCAUGCUGAACUGAAGAGUUUCGCAAAGACGGUUCAUCAGGGCGCCAUGAUGGUAUUCUUCGAAAAUGAGCUGUAA